UUCUGAGGGGAACACACACAAUCAGGACUCGGAGUUUGUUUUGUUUUGUUUUGUUUGUUUUUUAUUUUUAGAGCAGUUACUUCUCCCAAAACUGCGCCGGUUAUUGAGGAAAAACUAUCGGUAUCGUGCAGAAGAGCUGGAGCUCAGGUACUUUCUGCGUGGAUGUGAGGCUCCGUUUCACUGCACAUCAUGGACGACUGAUUCACCCUGCUGACAUAACAGGUUAAUAAUCAUUCACAGACAGAGAGGAAAGGAAUGGGCUAUGAUUCCAGGUGAUAAGGCGGAGGAAGUCUUCAGCUUAACAAAGACCAUAGAUGAAUUUUUGCCAUGCUACAUGGGAAGGCUCUGAACUCCACCCUGCUCUUGCUCCUCAUCCUCAUCGUCUUUGUUUCUGCCCAUGGUCGCUCCUACCCCUGUUUUUCCCGUAAUGACACUGAAUUCCAGCACCUGGUGCUCCACCCAGACCCCUCUGUGGGGACGGUGUACGUGGGGGCCAGGGACCACCUCUUCCAGCUGGAUGGAUUAGAUGGACUCCGGCUGGAACAAGAGGAGGUGACUGGCCCCGUCAGCGACAGCAAAGACUGCCUUCCACCGAUCACAGAGUUCAACUGUCACCAGGCCAGGAGAACCAGUAACCACAACAAAUUACUGCUGGUGGAUCCAAAGGCAUUGGAGUUGAUCACCUGUGGCAGUGUACACCAGGGCAUCUGCCAGAAACGCAGCCUGUCAUCAAUCAAAAAGGUUCUCUUCUCCACCGAGAGACCUGUGGAUACACAGUACGUUGCGGCCAAUGAUCCGUCGGUGUCGACGGUGGGGCUGGUGGUCGGGCUUCGUGGCGGGGAACGGACAGUAAUGUAUGUGGGGAGGGGCUAUACUGCCAGCCACCCACCCAUAUCUACCCGGCACCUUUCAUCAGGACCCAUCUUUUCCUACGAGGAGACUGCUAAGCUGGCUGUAGCUGGGCGUCUGUCAGAGUACGACCACCAUUUUGUGACAGCAUUCACACGGCGCACAUAUGUGUACUUCUUGUUUUACCGCCGUGACAUAAAGUCAGUAUCAAGGGAGUACCGGACCUAUGCUGCCCGAGUGUGUCUGGAUGACACCUCCUACUAUUCCUAUGUGGAAGUUCCUCUCGUCUGCCGAUCCCCAACCUCUCCUUCAAGGACGUACAACCUGCUCCAGGCAGCCCAGGUGGGACAAGGUGCAGGCCGAGAAGGCGAGGAUCUGCUGGGAGUCUUCUCCACCCACGUCAGCUCCACAAACAACAAUCCCUUGGAUGCCUCGGCUCUGUGCGUUUACCCUCUGGAUGAGCUUGACAGGCACAUCGACUCCACCCGUGACCUCUGCUACACCCAGGAUGGGCGGGUGGAGGGGAGAGGAGAGGUGGCUUACAUAGAGUACGAGGUCAAGUCCAGCUGUGCCAACCUGCCCCUGAAUACCCUGAAGGCGUAUCCCUGCGGCUCUGACCACACCCCUAGUCCAAUGGCGAGCCGGACACCGCUGGAAGCUAAAACCGUGUGGCACACCUCAGCCGCCCGUCUUACCGCUGUGGCUGUCAGUGUCCGAGACGGACACAGCAUCGCCUUCCUGGGAGACUCCAAAGGGACUCUGCAUAAGGUGUAUCUUGGCCGAGAUGGUAUGGUGGAGGUAUAUGCCAACACAACAAUCCAUCCCAGCUCAGCCAUUAACAGUGACCUUUUACUGGAUCAGAAUGGAGCACACAUCUACAUCAUGACCAAAUCUAGUGUAGAGAAGCGUCCGGUGGCAGAAUGUGGAGAUCACCUGGACUGUCAGUCCUGUCUGUCUUCCAAAGAUCCCUACUGUGGCUGGUGUGUCUUGGAGGGAAGGUGUGGUCAGCGCUGGGAGUGCCAGCGAGGGUCUCUGCAGGGCCAUUGGUUGUGGAGUUUCAACCAGACGCAGCAGUGCCUCAGUAUUCAGCAGCUCAGCCUCUACAACAUCAGCCGUGGGGAGAAAACUGAUAUUACAGUGUCAGUAGAGGGCCUCCCCAGUCUGGGAGGAGGAGAGUUCUACUCUUGCUUUUUCCAGGACACAGAAACCCCUGCCUCGCUCACUAACACUGGUGUGACAUGCUCCACCCCUGAUGCCAGCAGUCUUCCCCCCAUUAGCCAUGGAGAUGAAUUUGUGAUGGUGACCCUGUCACUGCGCUUCAUCAAUGUGACGGUGGCAGAGACAGAAUUCACCUUCUACAACUGCAGCUUGGUUCAGGAGCUCUCUGGACGCAGACCAUGCCAAGGGUGUGUUAGCAGUCACUGGGGGUGUAACUGGUGUAUCCACCAGCAUGUCUGCACACACAAACACACCUGCAGCCAAGGAGUCACUAUCUACAACCAGAACUUCAAACCGCCAACACCCACCAUCCCACCCCCCUCCAGAAAACUGAUCCCUUUACCCCCUACUGUCCGGGCUGCUACAACAACAACAACAACAAGCACAACAACAACACAGCUGCCACCCACAGAGAUACCUACCCCAACCACAGCAGCUGCCCUUUCAACUGCCACCACAGUGACACCACCCACCACCCCUAAUGCUGAAUCUACAGCACCCCUUACCCUGGCCACGACUUCCCCCUUUGUCAGGACCCAGGCCACCACCGUCCACACUGAUGUCACCGCCGUAGACGGUUCCUUUUCUGAUGUGGAGAGAACGACAGAGGGAAAUGGUGCCACUACACAAGGUUUUUCAGAGGAUGAGGAUGCUGACACCUUAAAUAUCACUGAUGAACCCCUCCUCACUACAUUACGCAGCAGUACUAGUGUCCAGGUAGACUCUGACCUGAGAGUUUUAGAGCUGUCUGGUGAAACGAUGGGCUCUUCCUCAGAUGUGAGCUCAACUACCUCCAGCGAAGCAGCCCUUUUAAUAGACCUUUCUGUCAGUGACAGGAAGGACUCUAAAGAGACUGACUCACCUCCAUGGUUGAGUGAGUGGGAGAAGCCAGAGGGAGAGACUGAGGUGGACUCUGCAACAGGUUCAUCUGUUGCAGGUGCCAGCGAAAGCUCGGCCAUCUUUACACAAUCACCUAAAAUGGUUGAUGACCUCAACUUUGAAUCUGCAACAAACUACCAAUCAGAUUUUUCGACUGACUCUUAUUUUCUGGAAUGUCCGUGUGUGAAGAAAGUUCAGGAUUCCUCCCUCCUCCCCGUCAAUGUGGAGAGGAAAAUCACUCUGGUUGGACAACAUCUAAACCUGUUUCAGGAUGAGAAUUUGGACUACGAGUGUGUGUUGGACAUUGAGAAUCAGUCAGUGGUGGUGGAUACCUCUGUGGAGCCGGAUGCCUCACAGCCAUCAGUCUUCUUUAUCUCCUGCCAACCUCACCAGUAUACCUAUUCUGUCUUGAUGGAGGAAUAUCCAGCCAUGAUCAACGUGAGGAGAAAAAACUACUUCCUCAUCGACAGCGCUGAGGAUCUGUAUGUGACUCUGUUCAAUUGUUCGGUGGGACGGUCCGACUGCAGCCGAUGUCGUACCGCUGACCCCAAGUAUGGCUGUGUUUGGUGUGGUGGAGCUGCGAGCUCUCACUGUGUGUAUCAGGACUCCUGCGCUGAUGAGAUCAAACACACCUGCCCUGCACCUGUCAUUCACUUUUUGGACCCAGUGUCCGGUCCUGUAGAGGGAGGGACAGUAGUGACUAUUUCAGGCUCUAACCUCGGCCAGAGAGCUGAAGACAUCCAGAACUCAGUCACAGUAGCUGGAGUCCCCUGCAGUGUCAUCCACAGCAGAUAUGAAGUCUCCUCAAGGAUAGUGUGUGAGACUACAAGCAGCGGACGAGAGACGAGCGGCCACGCCUCAGUCAAAGUGAGGGGAGGAGGUCUCGGACUGUCGGCUCAGGUCUUCAGCUUCCAGGAUCCUGUACUCAGCAGCAUCUUCCCCCAAAGAGGACCCAAGGCGGGGGGCUCGUCUCUUACCAUCAGAGGUCGGAGACUAAGGACCGGACACCCGAGUGAAGUCAGCGUCCUAAUUGGAGGAGUGCCGUGUGUGGUGCUGAACAUCCAGGAGGAUCAGAUCAGCUGUCGGACCAAAGGCAGCAACAGGACGGGAGAACACGGCAUCACUGUGCGGUUUGGGGGGGCAGAGCGCCAUCUGCAGGGUUUGGUGUAUCAUUACACCCCCAACCCCAACAUCACAGCAGCUGCUCCAUCCAAAAGCUUUCUCAGGGGAGGCAGAAUCAUCAGAGUUUCUGGUCAGAACCUGGACGUGGUCCAAGAGCCAAAAAUGAGGGUCACCCUCAGUCCUCCUGAUACCCUCCCUCCCAGGAGGAGAAGGAGCAUUAAUAGGUGGAAUGAAGGAAGCCUGAACGGAGGACAGGAUCAUAAGGGUCCACUGAAGAGGUGGAGGAGGAUCGUCCCAGACUCAGACUGCCCUGAAGGUGCUCUGUGUCAUGUCAAACAGUACGAGUCUCGCUGCACAGUGAACAGCUCCUCCCUCAUCUUGUGUCCAACCCCGGAGGUGGGUCCCGAGGCCAGGAGAGCCAGGGUCAAAGUUCAUUUCCUGCUGGACAGCCUCCAUUUUGACUUCAGCACUGUGGGGAAUGAAGCUUUCAGCUAUGAGUCCAACCCAAAGCUUUACCGACUGAACCGGAAUGACCUCAGCAAACCAUACCACCACAAACCUGGCAGCAUCAUCUCUGUUGAGGGAGAGAACCUGGAUCUGGCCAUCUACAAGCAUGAGGUGGAGGCUCGGAUAGGGGAGGGGGUGUGUUCGGUGAAGACCCUGACCCACAACCACUUGUACUGUGAACCACCAGCCCAGCAGCCUUCAGUGGCAGCUAGCAAGAAGCAGGAUGGCAUGGACAGUCUGCCUGAGUUCACCGUAAAAAUGGGGAACCUGAACUUCUCCCUGGGCAGAGUGCAGUACGACAGCCAGGCCCAGUCCACAUUUCCCCUGGAAGCCCAGGUGGGAGUCGGGGUGGGAGCCUCCAUAGUGGCUCUCAUUGUGCUCAUCAUAGUGCUCAUUUACAGGAGAAAGAGCAAACAGGCCAUGAGGGACUAUAAGAAGGUGCAGAUUCAGCUAGAGAACCUGGAGACCAGUGUGCGAGAUCGCUGUAAGAAGGAGUUCACAGACCUGAUGACAGAGAUGAUGGACAUGUCCAGUGAUUUGGUGGGCUCAGGGAUUCCCUUCCUGGAUUACCGGGCGUACGCCGAGCGUAUUUUCUUCCCGGGCCACCAGGAGUCACCACUGAGGCGAGAUCUGGAUGUUCCAGAGAGUCGAAGGCAGACUGUGGAGCAAGGCCUGGUUCAGCUGUCCAACCUGCUCAACAGUAAACUCUUUCUCACCAAGUUUAUCCACACUCUGGAGGUCCAGCGUACAUUUUCCCCCAGGGAUCGGGCUUAUGUGGCCUCUCUGCUGACGGUAGCCCUGCAUGGUAAACUGGAGUACUUCACAGACAUCCUGAAGACACUCCUUAAUGAUCUGGUGGAACAGUAUGUGGCCAAGAACCCCAAACUGAUGCUCAGGAGAACUGAAUCUGUGGUUGAGAAGCUCCUGACAAACUGGAUGUCCAUUUGUCUGUUUACCUUUCUGAGGGAAUCGGCAGGGGAGUCGUUCUACAUGCUGUUCAGAGCAAUAAAGCACCAGGUGGACAAGGGACCUGUGGACGCCGUGACAGGAAAAGCCAAGUACACACUGAAUGACAACCGGCUGCUACGAGAGGACGUGGAGUACCGCACGCUGACUCUAAACGUUGUGAUGCCAGCUGCAGCAGCCAGCGGAGGCACUACUACCCAGACGGUACCUGCCAAAGUCCUGGACUGUGACACCAUCACCCAAGUGAAGGAGAAGCUCCUGGAACAAACCUGGAAGGGAACCUCCUUUUCCCAGAGGCCUCACAUCGACUCCUUACAUCUUGAGUGGCGUGCAGGUGUCGCAGGUCACCUGAUCCUAUCAGAUGAGGACCUGACAUCAGUAGUACAAGGCACAUGGAAGCGCCUUAAUACACUGCAACACUACAAGGUCCCUGAUGGAGCAACGGUCGCCCUCGUGCCCAGGAACGCCAAACAUCACCUCCACGACAGCCAUGAUUACAUGCCUGGAGAAAAGACCCCUAUGCUGGAUGACGGAGAGGAGGGAGGAGUGAGGCUUUGGCAUCUGGUGAAAGCCAGUGAAGAGUCUGAGCUGCCCAAGCACAGGAGAGGUAGUCUGAGGGAGAGAGGAGGGGAGAGAGCCAAGGCUAUCCCCGAGAUCUACCUCACACGGCUGCUCUCCAUGAAGGGGACACUGCAGAAGUUUGUGGAUGAUUUAUUCACAGCGAUCCUCAGCACCAGUCGUCCUGUACCUCUGGCCGUCAAAUACUUCUUCGACUUGUUGGAUGAGCAGGCUCUGCAGCACAACAUCACGGACCCCGAGACCAUCCACAUCUGGAAAACCAACAGUUUACCACUGCGGUUCUGGAUCAAUAUCCUCAAGAACCCACAGUUCAUCUUUGACGUGCAGACCUCAGACCAUGUGGAUGCUGUGCUGUCUGUCAUUGCUCAGACCUUCAUGGAUUCUUGUACCAUCGCUGACCACAAACUGGGACGGGACUCUCCCAUCAACAAGUUGCUGUAUGCCAGAGACAUCCCGCGCUACAAACAGAUGGUGGAGAGGUAUUACGCAGACAUCCGUCAGACUAUCUCCGCCAGUGACCAGGAGAUGAACUCAGCUCUAGCAGAACUCUCUCAUAAUUAUGCUGCUGAGGUCAACUGCCUUGUCGCUUUGCAUGAGCUGUACAAGUACAUCAACAAAUACUAUGAUCAAAUUAUCACGGCCCUGGAAGAGGACUCCACAGCUCAGAAGAUGCAGCUUGGUUACAGGCUCCAACAGAUUGCUGCUGCUGUAGAAAACAAAGUCACAGACCUAUGACCCCGAGGACAGGAUGGAUCUCUCCUUUAACCUUGAGGAGAGGACAGUAGUGAUUUUAAAGACAAGGGAGGACAAAGGAACAUUUUGGCACAUACCGUGUGUUCGCUGUCAUUUCGACAGACUAAUUUUCAGUGAAGUGAGAAAUUCGGAUCACUGAUACUGGUCAUGUUUCCUGACCUGUACGCAGGAGGUGCAGUAAUACUCCCUUGAAGUUUCCACAGGUCCUAACACUGGGAGUAAGGUAGCACUGCUCUGAGGGAAAAAAAGGAGAAAAUGUGAAAUGAAGCACAUCAAAACAAAGGAACUUCCUCUGAGCUAUGAUUCCUCUCACGAGGAUUUCUCACAUUGAAUUCAAACUAAAGGGAGAUGUAACAUGAAGAGAGAUCUUUGUGUUUUUCCUCUGACUCCGUGUAUCUUGUUGGACUUUGACAAAGCGCACAGAACAUUCCUGCAAGUUUACAGCUACGCUUCUUAGUCUUCUGCUGCCGAAUGGAUGCUGGAGGUGGAGGCUGGAUGUUGAAACCGUGAACGAGGAGGCAAAGGGAGGAGGAGGAGGACUUGAACUUUAACGUCGACAGCUGGGGGAAUUUUUUUUACUACAUUUUGUCAAAGUCUUACACAAAGAACCGAUAAUGACACUGUCAAAGUGCUGUGGAGGCCUGAAGAGCCUGUUUUCAUUCUGCUUUUAGCUUCCUUAAAUCUUUCUGCCGAGUCUUACGCUCUGUGAGUUCAGUUAGCUGUGAUUGGACGGUUUGUUGCUUUGUGUAAACACUUUUCCAGGAUAGAUUUUCUUUUUCAUUUUUUUUAAGCUUCGCAUCACCAGUUGUCCUUUCACUGUGAUUUACAGACCCUGACUCAUGUAGUUUGAACUGAAAACCUGUCCUUUGUAGUGUUGACCUUAUUUCGUUGAGGACAUAGUACAUGAAUACUCUGAACUUGCUUUCUUUUCAUGGCGGCCUAGUGCUAUUGAGAAAUGGUUGUUUUUUUUGUUUUUUUUGGUUAUGUUUCACAGAUGGUGAUCUAAUUUUUUUAUAACACGUGUUACCCAAAACAGUUUGGCAGAGGUUCUUGUAGCUAACUCAUACACUGAUCCGUCCGAAAGAAAACCAUGAAAGUAAAAUCUUCUACACAAGUUUAACUACUAUGUAAAACAAAUCAGUAAUAUCACUGCUGAAAUCUUUACUAAUUCAGAGCAAAGAGAUUAUCUUAUCACUCAUGAAAGAUCAAGCCUGACUUAUUAGGAAAUAAAUGCACAAAUAUAAAGUAAUGCACAAAGGAACUAUGGAAUAUGUCUGUAAGGAUCUAAUGAAAGAAUUCCACAUUCUUUAUUUUACUUUUCACUGACGCUUCAGGAUUUAUUUUACUUCAGAAAGUUUUUUUUUUCUAUGUGCAUUAUACGUUUUUUCUUCCACAGGAUUUUUUUCUCCGUGUGGUUUAUUUGUCUGUUAGUAUGAAAAUCACAUACCGGCAUAGAAAAACAGUUCUGUUUGAUGGAUUGUAAAUCCUGAAGUUACUGUGAAAAAGAAAAAGUCGAAUUAAAUUGCAUAUUUAUACGAUCAUUCCUUAUAUAUGUGCAUUUUAUAGAUUAAUUUCAGUUCCUUUGUUCAUUUUUUUCAAAAUGUAUUUUCUUUUUUCUCUUGUGUAAGUCAGGUUUGAUCUUUUCAUAUUUUGGAGAUGUUUUGGCUGCUGUCUGUUUUUGGAUUUACAGUAUUUUUGCGCAGCGACUACUCAAGUGAGUUGUUAUCUCCUCCCCCAGCUCACUUGACCACAUCUAAGUCCAUUUUUUGCAGUUGAUUCAGCUCCACAUGUCAGUUUAGUUUCUAACUAAGACCCUUUUCCUGGGUGAAGGAAAUGGAGGAAACUGCUGCCUCCAUUGGAUGGUUGUUGGAGGGGCGAUGCUGCUAGAUAUCAGGCUUUCACACAGACAUUGCGCACUGACAAAACAGCUGUGCCCAAAUUUUAAGCUUUAAUUUGCUUCCAUGUUUUUGGUGUCGCGGUGGAUGCCAGAUUUUAGCAGUGUUACGUCACUGUAAAGCUGGAUUUCUUUAUCCUAUACAAAUGGCUCCUUUUCUCUCAAGACUUAAAUCUAUCAGACAAAGGUGCCUGUGUUCCCUGUUGCUCUGUGAUGCCAUGUAUGAAAGUCUUUUCUAUUUUUUUUUUCCAAUUUAAUUUAUUGUUUAUUUAUUUUAUAGCAAAUGUUGUUGGUUCUUAUUUUUUGGGAUAUAAAAUAAUAAUGGUAACGUCCCUCCCAGUCAGAUGUUACAUCUGAUAUCAUGGGGUUUUUUUUUCUUUUUUUAAGAAAAUCAAGAGCCUUUGUUGUUUUUGUACCUUAUGGUGUUUGUUUUUAUCCAUUUAUCAGUUCUCAGCACAGUUGUGAGGACACACAGGUCAAAAUCAAAUUCACAAUCAUCUGUCUUGAAACUCUGAUACAGUUUCACUCCUUCAUUUUAUACAUUUCAUCCAUUUUAGAGGCAGUGAAGAAAUAUGAUUUGUCAUGUUGCCAGUGAUUAUCCUGUACAUUAAAAAGACGUUACCGUUCUUUGCCAUGCACAUUAGUGUUGCUCGUGGCUUACGUGUGUACGCAAAGCUCAGUUCUGAUGUUUUACCGUUUUCCUGUACUGUAAAUACAAACUUCGUAAGUAAUCCUGACUUUAGCGUUCUCUAACUAAUUGAUAGGAUGAACCUAACAACAACUUAAUGUGAUGCAAUAAAGUGG
Molecule: messenger RNA, 9571 nt
Organism: Toxotes jaculatrix (banded archerfish)
Lineage: Eukaryota; Metazoa; Chordata; Actinopteri; Toxotidae
Gene: plxnb1a
Product: plexin b1a
Exons: 39
Coding region: 328-6855 (2175 amino acids)
Biological process (GO): regulation of cell shape; regulation of cell migration; regulation of GTPase activity
Cellular component (GO): semaphorin receptor complex
Molecular function (GO): protein binding; semaphorin receptor activity
Source: RefSeq, a predicted model, not a curated record